Molecule: messenger RNA, 522 nt
Organism: Cooperia oncophora
Lineage: Eukaryota; Metazoa; Nematoda; Chromadorea; Rhabditida; Trichostrongylidae
Source: the annotation of a GenBank genome assembly
AUGUUGUGUGGAAUGCUAGAGAAAGGAAGAAUAGAGAUCCAGGGUUUGCAAAAGAUGUAUGAUGAAUGCAUACGCUUUCAAAAACGCAUAUGUAGAGAACAUUUCAGCGAAGCGGCAUCUUAUAUCAGCGAGGCAGUGACUGCCACAUAUGAUGGUUGCUUGUGGCUACAACGCUCUUUCACUGUACGGGUAUGUAUGAAAAAAUUACCCGCUGAUCGUUUCGAAAAUUAUCGAUGUGCCAUUGGUGCUGACGAUGUGGUAUUGACAGCUUACAAGCUGGCUGCAUUUCAUCGACUAUUUAGGGACGAUGCGUUGAGCGUACCUGUAGGGUCUCGGAGAAGACUGGAUCAGUUUCUAGCUCGUUACCCCGACCAGAGUGCCAUUGAAGACAUGGAAGAAAAAGACGUUCCAGUCCUCUGCACUGAGUCAACUUCCACUGGGCAUGAGGAUAACCAGGUAUUAAAUCAGGUACGUUUUUAUUUAAAUUCAGCGUACAUCGUAGUUGUGCAGGUAUCAUAUUAA